Castor canadensis (American beaver) is the source of this 995-nucleotide messenger RNA. It is a transcript of the gene Bcl2l12, whose product is annotated as BCL2 like 12. The record is from RefSeq and is a predicted model, not a curated record. Gene Ontology annotation, biological process: regulation of extrinsic apoptotic signaling pathway. NCBI's taxonomy places the organism in Eukaryota, Metazoa, Chordata, Mammalia, Rodentia, Castoridae.
CAAAUCGGCGCAGUGCGCAGGCGCGGGAAAGUUGAACUAACAAAAGUUUGUGCAAUCAGAGUGGAGGCGGAGACGCGGACAGGGGCGCCAGCAGAGAGGCCCCAGAAUAGGUGCCUCCAUGGCAGGCUCUGAAGAGCUGGGGCUCCGGGAGGAUACACUGAAGGUCCUAGCCGCCUUCCUUAAGCGGGGUGAGACUGCCGGGUCCCCUGUCCCAACCCUACCCAGGAUCCCUGACCAAGACGAGCCAACAGACUUCCUGAGCCGCCUUCGAAGAUGUCUUCCUUGUCCCCUGGGGCGAGGAGCCGUUCCACCUGAAUCUCCUAGGCCUUGCUCUCUGCCUCUGCAACCCUGCUAUGGUUCAGAGCCUGGCCCAACUACUCCAGACUUCUAUGCCCUGGUGGCCCAGCGGCUGGAACAGCUGGUCCAAGAGCAACUGAAAUCUCCACCUAGUCCAGAGUUACAGUGUCCGCCACCCACGGAGAAGGAAGCCCUGUUACGGAGGCUGGUGACAUUGCUGGAAGAGGAGGCUGAAGUCAUCAACCAGAAGCUGGCCUUGGACCCCACCCUGCACCGCAAGCUGGCCCGCCUGUCAGCAGGGUCCUUUGCCCGCUUAGUGGAGCUGUUCUCCAGCCGGGAGGGCAGCCCUUGCCCAAACCGCACAAGCUCCUUGUUGCCAUGUCCAGGACCCCCACCGCCUUCUCCGGAGCCCCUGGCUCGCCUGGCCUUGGCUAUGGAGCUGAGCCGUCGCGUGGCACGGCUAGGGGGCACCCUGGCUGGCCUCAGUGUGGAGCACGUACACAGCUUUACUCCCUGGAUCCAGGCCCAUGGGGGCUGGGAGGGCAUCCUGGCCAUCUCACCAGUGGACUUGAACUUACCCUUGGACUGAGAUCUUCCUCAGAAGCUGCUAGAAGACCUGACCUCGGGGCCCUGCCUUCUUUGCUUGUUUUUCCCUUUCCACUCAGGGCCAUUGGGUGGUGGCUGCCCUACCUGUUUUU